This is a messenger RNA of Elgaria multicarinata webbii, 948 nucleotides long. Its product is annotated as olfactory receptor 51E1-like. The transcript is spliced from 2 exons. Lineage: Eukaryota; Metazoa; Chordata; Lepidosauria; Squamata; Anguidae. Gene Ontology annotation, molecular function: olfactory receptor activity; G protein-coupled receptor activity. The coding region runs from base 1 to 948 and encodes 315 amino acids. The record is from RefSeq and is a predicted model, not a curated record. Gene Ontology annotation, biological process: G protein-coupled receptor signaling pathway. Gene Ontology annotation, cellular component: plasma membrane.
AUGAGCUCCCCUAGGGCAUCUCAUCGUGGACCUGCUACCAUGUUCAUUUUGGUUGGCUUCCCAGGUAUGGAAGACUCUCACUUCCGGCUGGCUUUCCCUCUGUGCUUCCUUUUCAUGGUGGCCGUUCUUGGCAACUGCACCGUUAUUUACAUCAUCAAAGUUGAACGUAGCCUCCACGAACCCAUGUACCUUUUCCUCUGCAUGCUGGCAGCCAUUGACAUCAUGAUAGCCCUGUCCACCAUGCCCAAGAUGAUGGCCAUAUUCUGGUUCAAAUCCACCAACAUUGCCUUUGAUGCUUGCUUGGUCCAGAUGUUCUGCAUCCACAGCCUAUCAGGAAUGGAAUCAACCAUCUUGUUGGCUAUGGCUUUUGACCGCUACAUUGCCAUAUGCUACCCGUUGAGUCACUCGUCAAUCCUCACCACCCCCAGGAUAGCGAAAAUAGGACUGCUGGCCAUAAUCCGCGGGGCAGCCCUGAUGGGCCCUUUACCGAUUUUUAUUAAGAGGUUGCCAUUUUGCCGGUCUAACAUUCUAUCCCAUUCUUACUGCUUGCACCAGGACGUCAUGAAGCUAGCCUGUGCCAGCAUUAAAGUUAAUGUCAUCUAUGGACUGGUAGUCAUCAUUUUUGCCAUUGGGCUGGAUUCGCUGCUCAUCUCCUUGUCAUACUUCUUCAUCCUUAAGGCUGCACUCGGCUUGACCCAAGAAGCACGUGUCAAGGCUUUAGGAACAUGCAUCUCCCACAUCUGUGCUGUCUUCCUAUUCUACGUGCCCUUCAUUGGCUUGUCCAUGGUGCACAGGUUUGGCAAGACCCACGGCUCCAACAUCCACACUGUGAUGGCCAAUGUACACCUUCUGGUGCCUCCAGUGCUGAACCCCCUUGUGUAUGGGGUGAAGACCAAACAGAUCCGUCACAGAAUGCUGCGGGCCUUCUGUAGGAUGAAGUCCUGCUAA